GAGAGUCCGAAAGUUCGAAAGAAAGACGAAUACUAAAUGGGAAUAAUCACGGGAGGAAGCCCGAUUUUCGUGUACUCUCGAAGAUAAAUGACGUAAAUAUGGAAUUUUUAUUUGGCGAGAUCAAACCUCCGAGUAAUUCAACUUCCAUAAACAAAGGUAUUGUAAAGUUGGCAGAAUUCACAAAAGAGUCGUUAGACCUUAUUAUUAAUAGUUAUGGUUAUGUUGACGGUCUGGAAAUAUAUGGAAUAUUGAUUCAUGGAAACAAAAUCAAGAUAUUUAGCAUGGAUUUAACUUUUGACGGUUUAUACCAUUAUAAUCAAUUAUCAAAAACCUUGUUGCCAACAGAAAAUGCGAAUUUCCUAAACAUACUUACUGUAAUUUCUACAUUUUAUUCUUUAUUGGAAAGGAUAAGAUCCACCAUUGUAACUAUGAAUUCAUCUAAACCAUUAUUGUCAUCCUCUGGUCACUUGUAUUGUCAAAAGUCGAAUUCGUCACCUAAAAAAAUUCGUGUACCGAUAGUUAGAGUUUAAUCACACAAAUUCAAAUGUUGACUUGAAAUUAACAGUAUUGUGCUUUUAUGUUAAUAUAAUUACUUAUAAUAUUGAUGUAUGUGUGCGCUGUACGUAUAAUAAUAAAAAUAUUAGCAAUAUUCAUGGUAUUAUAAUAUUGUCAGACAAAUGCAUUAUAUUAUUUUGGUAAUUUUUUGCCAUUUAUCUUUGCAACCUUGUAGUGAACACUGAAACAUGU
Rhizophagus irregularis DAOM 181602=DAOM 197198 is the source of this 747-nucleotide messenger RNA. NCBI's taxonomy places the organism in Eukaryota, Fungi, Glomeromycota, Glomeromycetes, Glomerales, Glomeraceae. The record is from RefSeq and is a predicted model, not a curated record.